Trichoderma aggressivum f. europaeum is the source of this 534-nucleotide messenger RNA. RefSeq lists its product as uncharacterized. Lineage: Eukaryota; Fungi; Ascomycota; Sordariomycetes; Hypocreales; Hypocreaceae. The coding region runs from base 1 to 534 and encodes 177 amino acids. The record is from RefSeq and is a predicted model, not a curated record. The transcript is spliced from 2 exons.
AUGUUCAGAUCAGAGCCAGCCGUCGCAUCCAACCUGGCCGUUUGCGGACGGGAAGAGCUGUACGAAGCAUCGUUUCCCGUCCUCUGGAGCAUCAGAGCCAUGCUUUUUCAAUGCCCGCCAAUCCCAACUCGAUCGGAUGUCGCAGCGAAUGUCGGCACGAGCUCUGGAGAAGUGGCUGAAGGUGUCGAAGGGGCCAUCCGGAACUUCAUCCUACCUGGUCGGUUCAUGAUUGGACGGGGCCGCGCAAAGGCACUGGCUCAAGGCUGCGGAUAUGGUGUCGCGAAUAUAUCCGUAUUGCGUACCAAGGCUCAAUUCACUCGUUGCUGGUCGUCCCGACUGUUUAUCGUCGCCCUGACUCUUUUUUUAUCUGGCGUCGUCCAAGAAGGCUGGGAUCUGGCGCGGAGCAUGCUGGCCGGAUUCAAGUGGGUCCGCGCCGAGAUCUGCCUUGACAGCCAAUCAGACUUGGCCAAAGCGAGUGCGAGGCUGGCCGAUGACAAUUUCCCUUCCCUUGAUGCGAGUGAUGGAAUUCGAUAA